Molecule: messenger RNA, 1500 nt
Organism: Sungouiella intermedia
Lineage: Eukaryota; Fungi; Ascomycota; Pichiomycetes; Serinales; Metschnikowiaceae
Source: the annotation of a GenBank genome assembly
AUGGAGACAGUAGGUCCUGUUAGUUGGACUGCGAACAAUGUUACAGUGGAAUCAGUAAAAUCAGUAAUUUACGUUCCUGAAGUCGACAUACCUAGCGGGAGUCUGCAAGCUUCUCCAUUGAAGGGAGUAGCAACAGAUGAAAUUGUUAGUUUUCUUGCCCAAUUUUGGGAGCAGUUCCAUCCAACGUUUCCAAUUCUCCAUCGAAGAACCUUCAAAGUUCCCCAAUAUUUUGAAGACAACGUUUUGAUCCACAUUAUGUGCUCAAUUGGGGCCAAGUAUGUCAAAGGAAAAAACUCUUUCUCAGAUGAUUGUUUUACAUAUUGCGUUGACUACCUCGAUCGAAUUUUGUCGUCAUUGGAUCCACAAUCGGUAUCAAUCGAUAUUUUUCAAGCAGGUCUUAUAGCCGGAUACUCAGGCUUGUUCUGGGGCAAAUCAGGAUGGUACAAAUGGGCAAGUGGUUUCAUUUACCAGUUAAUGUUAAUUGCCCGGGAAAGUGCAUGUUCUUCCGUGCCACGAAGACCUCUGGAGGCAUCCGAAUUGGAAUGGCAAGAAAUUUCUAAAAAUUUAUCAAAGGAUAACAAGAUCACCGAAUAUGGGUUGGAAAGCAUGAAAGGCAGUCCCGGAGUACACUUUUUGGAAGCCUUACAGCAGACAUUGAUAUGUGGCAGUGCUCCACCUCAGACAUCCUCUUUUGGUGGUAUGAUAAUUCUAUUGGCUAUUCACAUAAUGAUAAGAAACAUGACCCAGUUUGCAGGAAUAUUGGAGACAUGCUAUGCUCUAGCGCAAGAUCCAUUUUCCAGAAGAUCUCAAUUGGGGAAUGCAUUGGAUGGACUCAGAUUUUUGAUUCCCAGACGUAAGUCGGAAGACGGCCAUCACAUGAAGGAAAUGUGGGGACUUUUUGAAGCUACUUUGAACUUAGCCCUUAUUCACCUACACAUCCCAGACACAGCGAUAACAUCCGGAAUCGUUGAGCCAGAUUUGGGCUCUACUAUUGCUACUGCAGCAGCCUUGACGCAGCCUCAAUCAAUUAUUCCUCCCGGAACCGCCUUUCUUGGAAACGAACUCAGUAAAUUUCCUUAUGAAACGUUGGCAUUGGUAACAGGUCAUAUAUCGUACUUCAUGAAGACUUUCAAUCCAGAAUUCCACGAGACAAACCCUCUGCUCACAUAUAUGUUUUACAAAGUAAGUUUGGUAACAUGGCUGGUCUUGCGAUUCUUGAUUAAUCGUACCCACGCAAACAUGGAGAACAGAGAACGGAAACAAAGUUGCGAUGCAGGUUUUCAAAGUCCACUAGACCCAAAACAGUUGCAACAGGAGUUUAUGAUGAAGCAUUUGGCUGUUGAGAUCUUGAGCCAUGUAGAUAACUCAGAUAAAUUCAGCGAUAUUCAGUGUUUUGAAAGGUGGAUUGAGAGCCAGCUUGCAUCGUUCGAUACAUGGGGGAUUGGAGAAUGUGGGUCAAUGUCAUUUAAGGAUAUGCUAAUAAUCGGUGAAUCAUUAUAG